AUGGCGGGUAGCUGCGGCUCCAAGGCCGAAGUCAUUGUCGGAGGGAAAUAUAAACGGCUAUGGAAGAUGGGGUCUGGCUCCUUCGGGGACGUUUACGUGCCCAUCAACAUUACCAGCGGCGAGGAAGUGCCAGUGAAGCUAGAAUCUCAAAGCCGGCAUCCCCAGUUGCUGUACGAGAGCCAACUCCCUGAGAUUCUUCAAGGCGGGGCUGGCAUCCGCCACAUACGGUGGUGUGGUCCGGAAAAAGAUGUGGGUCUUCUCAGACCCAGCCUCGAAGACCUCUUCACUUUCUGUUCAAGAAGGUUCACAACGACAGCUCUACGUACGUUAGCUGACGAGAUGACCAGUAGAAUUGAGUGUGUGCAUGCAAAGGAUUUUAUACACAGAGACGUGAAACCAGAUAACCGCCUAAUUCACUGUAACAAGUUGUUCCUUAUUGAUUUUGAUUUGGCCAGAAAGUAGAGAGACAACAGGAGAAGGCAACACAUACCGUACAGAGAAGAUAAAAAUCUCACCAGCACUGCCUGCUGUGCUAGCAUCGGCGCGCGUCUUGAUAUUGAACAGAGUCGUCGAGGUGACAUGGAAUCAUUAGGAUAUAUUUUGAUACCUUUGAAUAGAACCAGCCUGCCCUGCCAAGGACUAAAGGGAACAAAAAAAGCAAAACUUGAAAAGACAAGUGAAAAGAUGUCCACUCCUGUUGAAGUUUUAUGUAUUCCUGCAGAAUUUGCCAUGUACUUAAACUGUUGUCGUGGGCUGCGCUUUGAGGAAGCCUACACGUAUCUGAGGCAGCUAUUCCGCAUUCUUUUCAGGACUCUGAGCCACCAAUGUGACCACACAUUUGAUUGGACACUGUGAAAGCAGAAAGCGGCACAGCCGGCAGCCUCUUCAGGUGCGCAGGGUCAGCAGGCCCAAACCCCCACAGGUCUUAAAGAUGAGAAGUUGGAUCCACUGAGUUAGUAUGUUUCUUUGGAAAAAAAAUUGU
Hyaena hyaena (striped hyena) is the source of this 982-nucleotide messenger RNA. RefSeq names its product casein kinase 1 alpha 1 like (gene CSNK1A1L). The record is from RefSeq and is a predicted model, not a curated record. NCBI's taxonomy places the organism in Eukaryota, Metazoa, Chordata, Mammalia, Carnivora, Hyaenidae. Gene Ontology annotation, molecular function: protein serine/threonine kinase activity; ATP binding. Gene Ontology annotation, cellular component: nucleus; cytoplasm. Gene Ontology annotation, biological process: negative regulation of canonical Wnt signaling pathway; peptidyl-serine phosphorylation; signal transduction.